Plenodomus lingam JN3 is the source of this 1032-nucleotide messenger RNA. The record is from RefSeq and is a predicted model, not a curated record. NCBI's taxonomy places the organism in Eukaryota, Fungi, Ascomycota, Dothideomycetes, Pleosporales, Leptosphaeriaceae.
AUGUCUCGAAUACGACCGGGUUGGCACGCAUUUCGCCCGCCUGUACGAAUCAAUCGAACGCUUACCUCCUUCCACCGCCAUGUACAAACGCGCUCCUACCAACAACUCCCCUUUGGACGCGGCCCGCAAUACAAGCGCUUCGCCUCGACUGGCGGCAUCGCGGGCUUCUUGAUGCGCUGGGCCGGGCGACCCACUUUCUACCGCGAUGUUGGCCUCAUAACAGCAGGGACGGCUGGAGUCUACGUCUACAACCUCGAGGAGGUGCCUGUGUCUGGAAGGCGCCGAUUCAACAUGAUAUCGCCCAUGAUGGAGGAGAUGCUGGGCAAGUCCACAGUAGAGCAGGUGAGGCAGCAAUAUCGAGGCCGAAUUCUUCCGGAUAGCGAUCCCAGAGUGCGACUAGUCAAGCGGGUGUUGGCAAGGUUGCUGCCUUAUGCAGAGGGCGAAGGCUUGAAGAAUCUGGAUUGGGAGGUCGCUGUGAUUGAUAGUCCUGAGCAGAAUGCGUUUGUUGCACCGGGCGGCAAGGUCUUUGUCUUCACGGGCAUUCUUCCCAUGUGCAGGGACGAGGAUGGGAUUGCGGCAGUGCUGGGGCAUGAGAUUGCCCAUGUUGUCGCACAUCAUACCGCCGAACGGAUUUCGCAAGCCCCUCUCGUAUUACUCGCUGUCCUCUUCCUCUCCCUCUUCGACAUAUCGUUUUACACUGGUAAAAUAGUCAUCGACCUCUUUCUGUCCAUGCCCGCCUCUCGCAAGCACGAGGGCGAAGCGGAUUACAUUGGACUGAUGAUGAUGGCUCAAGGAUGUUUCCGGCCAGAAGCCGCCAUGCAGUUCUGGGCGCGCAUGGAAAAGCUGGGCCAGCAUGGGCCACCACAGAUUCUCUCGACACAUCCAUCCCAUCACAACCGGGAGGCCAAGAUUAGAGAGUGGUUACCCAAGGCCAUGGAGAAGGCGGAGAGUUCGGAUUGUGGGAUGACGGGGCGCUAUGCCUUGAAAUGGAUAGCAUACUCUCAAAGAAAGCAGUACUUGGCCAACCUGUAG